AUGGAUUGGAGAGGUGCCCGGGACGCUCCAGCUCCCAGCCAUGAGGCCCUGCGUCAUCGAAAGCCUCUCAAGAUUCUGCAGCUGUGUGAUACACGAUGGCUUGCAAUUGCUCCAUGCCUGUCGAGGAUCCUGCAUCAGUAUGACGAACUGAAACUUCAUUUUGAGAUUUCCAAGCACGAAGACUAUGCUGCCGACCUGUUGUAUCAAAUGUACAAAGAUCCAGCGAACAAGGCGUUCUUGGCGUUCCUGAACCCUAUUGUGUCUCAGGUGAACAGAGUGAACAAGAUGUUCGAGGCUGAUCAGUGCAAUGUCAGCAAACUACUUGCAGAGCUGAUAUCCCUUUAUCAAUCCGUCCUCAUUCGACUCAUGAUGCCGAGGACCUUUUCUUCACAGCAGGCUGUGAUAAAUUUUGAUGUGGACGAUGACCGCAACCACCUGCCUUUGCAAGCAGUGGACAUGGGUGUGCAGUUCAACAUAGAAGUGGGACAGAGCAACCUGGAUCCUGGAAUUGUCACCACCAUCAGGAAACACGGGCGUGACUUCCUCAUGCAGCUUCUCAAAGAGCUACAGAUGAGGUUGCCCUCGAAUGUACAGCUUCUGCAAAGCAUGGAUGCUUUGAGUCCGGAAACAGUUUUAGGGAUAAGAAAACCAAGGCUGCAGGAACUGUCUUUCCUUCCCAAGUAUAAUGGAGACAUUAGUAAGCUAGAUGAGCAGUGGCAGAGGCUGGGGACUGUCAGUUGGCCUAGAGAUUCUGUUUUAGAUGCAGAAAAGUUUUGGAUGGAAGUAUACGGCCACACAGAUGCUUCAGGAGAGAAAGAUUUUAGUGAGGUUGGGAAAUUUGCUUUGUCACUUUUAGCAAUACCUGUUAGUAAUGCUUCAGUAGAGAGUAUUUUCACAAAUGAACCUGGUUAAAAGUAAGCUCAGAAACAGGAUGCAGCAAACAAGUUUAGAGAACACCCUGCAUGUCCGCGCAUUCAUGCAGAGAAAUGGCAUCUGUUGCCAUAAGUUCACUCCCUCACAAGAAAUGCUGUCUCUGUUUACCCAAGACAUUUACUGUGUAGAUAAGGCUAAUGAUAACAGUGACUAUAUUGAUAUUGAUGCAUAGGACUGUGUAGCUGUGUAGCCCAGCCUGCCAGCUGGGGUGGAA
This is a messenger RNA of Eriocheir sinensis (Chinese mitten crab), 1147 nucleotides long. RefSeq lists its product as uncharacterized. The record is from RefSeq and is a predicted model, not a curated record. The transcript has 4 exons. Bases 1 to 912 code for a protein of 303 amino acids. Lineage: Eukaryota; Metazoa; Arthropoda; Malacostraca; Decapoda; Varunidae.